GUUUCCAUGCAAAUCCAAUGCCUCUGACAGGUGGACAAAUAAACCUGUCAGGACUGACUAUACCAACGAACUUCCUCAAAAUAGGAGUUACAGAUUUAGUCUCGAGGAACCAUGUCCUCUCACAUGCGAGCUGGAUGUAUUCUACCUAUACUCUGUGUAAUAGCCCUCCUGGUGUGGGUACCUGGGUGCACAGCGCGCUAUGAAGCAGACUGGACCAGUCUGGAUGCCAGACCCCUGCCCCAGUGGUACGACGAGGCAAAGGUCGGGAUUUUUGUCCACUGGGGAGUCUUCUCGGUCCCUGGCUUCGGGCGGUACAGUGAGUGGUUUUGGUCCUGGUGGAAGACGGAUAAGGUCCCAGCUAAUGUACUAUUCAUGCAGAAAAACUACCCCCCUGGCUUUGAGUAUGCGGAUUUUGCGCCCGAGUUUCGUGCAGAAUUCUUUGAUCCGAAUGAGUGGGCGGAUAUAUUCAAAGCCUCUGGAGCAAGGUAUGUGGUAUUCACAUCCAAACACCAUGAAGGAUUCGCAAACUGGCCCUCAGCAACCUCCUUUAACUGGAACUCCAUGGAUGUAGGUCCUCAUCGGGACCUGGUGGGAGAACUGGCUGCAGCUGUCAGGAAGAAGUCAUUGCACUUUGGUCUGUACCACUCUCUAUUUGAAUGGUACAAUCCCCUUUACUUGGCAGACCGAGCCUCUGGAUUCAAGACUCAGGACUUUGUUGCCCAUAAGGCUAUUCCAGAGCUAGUGGACCUCGUGACCUCGUACAAACCUGAUCUGAUCUGGUCUGAUGGGGACUGGGAAGCCCCAGACACCUACUGGAACUCUACCCACUUCCUGGCCUGGCUCUACAAUGACAGCCCAAUCAAAGAUGUGGUGGUGACCAAUGACAGGUGGGGAAAGGGCUGCUACUGCAAACAUGGAGGCUACUACAACUGUGCUGACCGGUACACGCCUGGUAAACUUCCAGACCACAAAUGGGAGAAGUGCCAGUCCAUCGACACUCUUUCCUGGGGCUACCGAAGACACAUGAAGCUAAGCGAGCUCAUGGACCUGCCGUCCAUCAUAAAGGACAUGGUGUAUGUUGUGGCACUGGGUGGGAACUACCUGCUGAACAUUGGGCCCAUGUCAGAUGGCAUGAUUGCCCCAGUGUUUGAGGAGAGGCUGAGGGGACUUGGUGUCUGGUUGGGGAUCAAUGGGGAGGCAAUCUAUGCUUCCAAACCCUGGAGGGUCCAGACAGAGAACAGCACGGUCACUGUCUGGUACACUGCCAAAAACAAUACCGUUAAUGCCAUUAUCCUUGGCUGGCCGUCCAAACAACUCCUUCAGCUCGCAGCGCCAAGGGUGACUGGAGCCACAAAAGUUACACUCAUGGACUAUCCCGAUGUACCUCUGAAGUGGGCACCGCUGACACCAACAGCUGGACUGACGAUUCUUAUGCCUACUAUGCCAGCAUCUCCUGCAAAUGCCUGGUGCCUGAAACUGGAGGGAGUGGUCUAACAUCAGAGAGUUGUAAUUAAAUCACGAGCAAGUCUUUAGGUCAAGUGGCAUCUCUGUUACGCUUUACUGUAAUGUGUGUGUGUGUGUGUGUGUGUGUGUGUGUGUUAUGUUACAUUAGGUGAUCAAUGGGAUUUAAGUGGAUUUUUGCUGUGCAUAUAAUAUGCACAGUAAUAUUAAAAGACUGUCAAAGGACUCAGCAGGACUAAGAAAGAAAAUUCAACAUUGUAUGUUCAUCACAACUGUGUUAUGAGUCAUUUACUUCUCUCAGGAAUUUACUGUGGAUAAGUUUGGGGUCCUCUGUUACCCAUGUACUAUUAGAGGUCUCUGGAUGGGCAUUUUUUGUAAUGAAAGUCUUUUAAAAGUGGUUGUUUUUGAUGAAGAAUGUAAUAAACAAAGAUAAAUCAUCUCUACGAUACAAUUUGUUUGUGUAUGUGUGUAAAGGACAUUUGUUUAUGAGUGUUACUGCGAUCUUUCUUAUUCAAUUAAAGCAAUGGUCUUAUGGGAAAACAGG
Anoplopoma fimbria (sablefish) is the source of this 2005-nucleotide messenger RNA. RefSeq names its product tissue alpha-L-fucosidase-like. The transcript has 7 exons. NCBI's taxonomy places the organism in Eukaryota, Metazoa, Chordata, Actinopteri, Perciformes, Anoplopomatidae. The record is from RefSeq and is a predicted model, not a curated record. Gene Ontology annotation, biological process: fucose metabolic process; glycoside catabolic process. Gene Ontology annotation, molecular function: alpha-L-fucosidase activity. Gene Ontology annotation, cellular component: lysosome. Bases 112 to 1494 code for a protein of 460 amino acids.